This is a messenger RNA of Pseudogymnoascus verrucosus, 2946 nucleotides long. RefSeq lists its product as uncharacterized. Gene Ontology annotation, molecular function: protein binding. The record is from RefSeq and is a predicted model, not a curated record. The transcript is spliced from 3 exons. The coding region runs from base 24 to 2501 and encodes 825 amino acids. NCBI's taxonomy places the organism in Eukaryota, Fungi, Ascomycota, Leotiomycetes, Thelebolales, Thelebolaceae.
AGGGCACUGGUUUUAAGGUCACAAUGAGCUUUGGUUUCAGUGUAGGCGAUUUUAUCACGGCGAUUGAGCUUGCCAACAAAAUUCGCAAGGAAUUUGCUACUGCUCCAAGCCAAUUAAAGGGCAUUUCUAAUGAAGUUAGAAGCUUGUCGAUUGUUCUCCAAGAUGUGGAGGUCGUCCUACCAGAACAGAAGCUUAGCAGCCAACAGAAGAUAGAGUUGCAUAAUAUUGCUAAGGGUAGCCGCAAUGUUCUUAGCGAUCUGGAAAAGUUGCUAGACAAGUAUGGUGAACUAAAUUCAGAUCCUGCGAGGGUUGGUAAGAGGAUGAAAAGAGUUUGGAAAAGAUUCAAUUGGGAGCCAGAGGACAUAAAGGAACUUCGAAGCCGUAUUAGCUCAAACAUUACGUUACUAAAUGCCUUUAACGGCCGACUUACGAGAGACAAUCUGGUCAACUUGUUACAGCACCAACAGGAUCAAGAGUGUCGAGUUAUCAUCGAUUGGCUUUCAUCUGUCAAUUAUGCCACUCAGCAAAGCGACUUCAUUAGUCGGCGGCAGGAAGGAUCUGGGCAAUGGCUAUUAAAUUCGAACGAAUUCCAGGUGUGGGUUAACAAACGCGAGCAGACUUUGUUCUGUCCAGGCAUUCCAGGAGCAGGCAAGACAAUUAUCUCAUCCGUUGUUAUUGAACACCUUAGUAGUAGGUUUCAGAAUGAUGCUACUAUUGGUAUUGCAUAUCUAUAUUUCAACUUCCGACAGCAGCAAGACCAAAGGCUCGAAGACUUAGUGGCGAGUCUACUGAAACAGUUAGUUCAGGAACAACCUUCAGUGCCGGACAGUCUAAAGAGUCUUUAUGAGCUCCAUAAGAACAAGCGGACUCGGCCAUCAUUUGACGAAGUCUUGAAAGUAUUGCAAUCCACUAUUGCUAGUUAUUCUACAACCUUCAUUAUUAUUGACGGGCUAGACGAGUGCCAACUUUCUAGUGGCAGUCGCCGGAAAUUCAUUUCAGAGAUAUUUAACCUUCAAGCUAAUACUGGACUAAGUCUCUUCGCUACUUCACGGUUCAUCCCUAGUAUCAUUGAAGAGUUUAAUGGAAGUGCAUCAUUAGAAAUCCGCGCUAGUAAUGAAGAUGUCCAGAGAUAUCUAGACGGACAUAUGCCAUACCUACCAUCAUUUGUUAUGCGCCGUCCUGAUCUACAAGAGGAAAUUAAGAAUAAAAUUAUAAAGGCUGUUGACGGGAUGUUCCUUCUUGCACAGCUGCACUUGACUUCACUAAUUGGAAAAAAAUCACCAAAGGCAAUUAGAACUGCGUUGGAAAGGCUCUCAACAGGAUCUGAAGCAUAUGAUCAUGCGUAUAAAGAAGCUAUGGAGAGAAUCGAAGGUCAAAUUACAGACUCUCGAGAGCUUGCUAAACAAGUUCUGUCAUGGAUCACCUGCGCUAAGAGAAAUCUCACUACAAUAGAGCUUCGGCACGCUCUUGCUGUGGAAAUUGGCAAGCUAGAGCUUGAUGAAGAAAAUCUUCCAGACAUUGAAGAUAUGAUUUCGGUGUGUGCUGGUUUAGUCACUGUAGACAAAGAAAGUGCUACUGUCCGUUUGGUCCAUUAUACAACUCAGGAAUAUUUUGAACGGACCCAGAUUUUUUGGUUUCCUUAUGCACAGACAGAUAUCAUGGUUGCCUGUGUUACUUACCUAUCAUUUGAUGUUUUCGCUACUGGUUCUUGCUCUACAGAUGAGCAGUUUAAGGCAAGACUACAGAAGAAUGUCCUUUAUGACUAUGCCGCGCAAAAUUGGGGACAUCACGCUCGGGUAGCUUCAACGAAGAAGUAUCUAGUUCUUCAACUUCUCAAGCGUGACACCCGGGUGGCUGCCUCUAGUCAGGCGAUGACAGCUUUAAGAGGUAACUCCUGGUACAGAGAGGGAGUGCCAGCGCACUCCACAGGGGUUCACGUUGCGGCAUACUUCGGACUAGGGGAAGCGAUGAUGGGCUUACUGCGAAAUGGAUGUCAUCUAGAUUUGAAAGACACCUACGGUCAGACACCACUGUUGCUGGCUGCAGCGAACGGGCACGGGGAGGUGGUCGAACUGCUAGCUGCAAUGGAUGGCAUUGAUCUCAACUCCAAGGAUAACGAGGGUAAGACGCCGCUUUUGCGGGCAGCAGCAAACGGACACGAGAGAGUGGUCAAAUUGCUGCUCCUGAUAGGCGGUGUCAACCCAAACUCCAAGGACGACGACGGUGAGACGCCUCUGUUAGCGGCUGCAGCUAAGGGGCACGAGGCGGUGGUCAAACUGCUAGUUGCAAUGAACGGCAUUGAUCUCAACUCCAAGGACAAUGACGGCAUGACGCCGCUGUCGUGGGCUGUAGCAUACAAGCAUGGGGCGGUGGUUAAGCUGUUAGUCACCACAGACGGCGUCGACCCAGACUAUAAGGUUGAUUCUUACGCGGUAAUUUGGCGAAGUUCGGUGAAAAUACCGGCACCUAGCUUAACAUCUGCUAGUAGUUCAUCUUUUUGAGAACUUUAUGUCUAGCGUUCUACUUCAGAUAUUAAGGGAAUAAGACACAAGUAAAGAAGCAAAGUGUAAAAAAUGCAAAAUAAUCAAGGGAAUUCUUAGAAAUAAAGGAAGCUAAGAGGUGAGAUGCAAGGGAACUUAACAGGAAAGACGAAAGGGAAGAUAAGUGAAGAGGGAACAGUAGGAGCAGGUGUGUGUGGACACCAAACUGGGGGGCAAUGCGCCAACAUGAUGUCUACAGUGUUGUGCGCAUAGAAAUCUGAAUCCUAGGAUCAGAAACCCACAGUACAGGAUGUAGAAACCAGAAACAGAAUGCUGUGGGAUAGUGCAGAAAUAGGGAACCAGGAAACGAGAAACGGGCGGCUGUUUUUGCGAAGUUGGGAAAACCGAAAGAUGUGGUGAUUAAAGCGCCCGGGCCCGCUAACAUAAAACGAAAUACUGUAAGUGC